UCGUUCAAAUGACGCACUGUCUCUAUUCCCUCCCUCGUGCCCUUUCCCGCCUCUCGUUCUCCUCCAUAAAAACCCUAACCAGUCCUCCUCCUAACCCUAUCUCUAUCUAUCUCUCAUUCUCUCGCAUUUUCUUUCCUUUUUCACUAACAAACCCACACACACUUUCAAUCGCUCUCUAAAGCCAUGAACAGGAGGAUUCGAUCCAGUCACAGGCAGUCGCCUAACAGGGCGGAGCCCUAUCUCCGAUACCUGAAACCUGGCGCUCUUGCCCAAAUCAGGGACUCGCGAAUUAGUGCCAGAUCGCACCGGAUAGACUUGCUACCCCAGAUCUGUGCCCACCGUGCCUCCCCGCCGCCAUCUCCUUCGAUUAAUGACGGUCAAGCAGAAGUCAACUCGAUCGAUGACUUACCUUGCUUUGCUCCCAGGAUUUAUGGCCCGCGGUGUCCGCAACGGAAGAAGCUCGUGGCCGCUAAAGCAGUGCUGUUCUCGAACGCUAGUAUUUCUGGUCCGGUUUCUGACUCUCUCGACUCGCUUAUAGAGGCUAUGAGCAGUGAUAACAUCCUUGUGGCUCAUUGAAUAAAGUUGUUCGAUCUGUGAACUUACCUUUUCUUUUUCUUUUUCUGUUCAGCAGAUUCUAUCUGUUCGUAGUGGUAGUGGUUGGAAUCGUAAUGUUCAUUGGAGAGUCAUAUAAUAGAGAACUGAAUUGAAUGAUAAUAAACCAAUCAAAUUGCCUUUUGGUGAUGAA
Messenger RNA from Tripterygium wilfordii, 745 nucleotides. RefSeq lists its product as uncharacterized. Lineage: Eukaryota; Viridiplantae; Streptophyta; Magnoliopsida; Celastrales; Celastraceae. Bases 184 to 576 code for a protein of 130 amino acids. The transcript has a single exon. The record is from RefSeq and is a predicted model, not a curated record.